This is a messenger RNA of Acanthoscelides obtectus, 1420 nucleotides long. NCBI's taxonomy places the organism in Eukaryota, Metazoa, Arthropoda, Insecta, Coleoptera, Chrysomelidae. The record is from the annotation of a GenBank genome assembly.
AAUAAAAGUGAGGUUAGGGAUUACGUUCAUAAAACUUUUGGUUUUUAAAUUUUCAAGUCAACUUUGUAGAUGAAACUUACUGAGUGUUAAGCAGAUCCAAAGCUUCUUUGUUAACUUCCCUUGUUAUAUAUACGGAAGGUUUCGACAUGUUUGAAUAAUAUCUUGCGAACACUGGAACGAACCGCGAUCGAAAGAUCACAAUGAUUAAUGAAACGCUGCCAGACUUCUUCACUACAAAAGGCCCUAUCCAUACCAAUGUCACUCCACUAAAAUUUGGAAAUAGUACAUAUUGGAUGGCCACAAUCACUGCUGAUGCACCAGCAUCCAGCCAGAAACCGAGCUUAAAACCUUAUGAAGAUAAUGAAGAGGGUCUAAUAGACUGUGAAGAUGUGGAGGAUACCUAUGAUAUCCUCCUCACGAAGUCUGGCAAGUUCAUGACAUCAUUUUAUGUUCCUUCAAGCUUGUUGGCCUAUAUAAUAGGUCCUAAAGGGUCAAAACUGAAAAGCCUUCAAAGGAAUACUAACACACUGAUUAAAGUACCGAGAGUCAAUGAAAAAGGUGAUGUCAAGGUUACAGGAGAUACUGAAAGAAGUGUUGCAUCUGCAAGAACACAAAUAUCAUUGAUCGUUAUGCAAAGGAAGGACAAAGUCCCGUUCAGUCACUUUGUGUCAAUACCUGUCAACUCUGAAGGUAUCAAGGCAAAGUUUAUGGAAUUCAAAGAUGAUAUACUGAGAGAUCCACCCAGAGGAGUGACAGAAUCUAUUUUCCAAACACCAAACAAACUACAUUUAACUAUCUGUACUUUAACUCUCUUAGAUGAAGAAGAAAUCACUGCUGCAAAGAAAAUUUUGCAGAACUGUUAUAAUGAAGUGAUCACUAAACUUUUGCAGAAAAACAAAACCUACAGAAUCAUUGUUGAAGGCAUUGAAAUAAUGAAUGAUGAUCCAUCAGAAGUGAAUGUACUGUAUGGGAAGGUGCAUAUGUCAAAUGAAGCUGAUACUUUGAAGCUUCAAGAGGUUGCUGACAGAAUUGCUGAUUAUUAUUAUAAAUCUGGGUUAGCAAGGAGGCAAUAUGACAAAGUAAAACUACACGCUACUCUGAUGAAUACGACGUUCAGAAAUGUUGAGGAGAAACAAGAAAAAAUUGAUGCUAGUGAUAUCUUGCAAAAAUAUGCAACAUACCACUUUGGAUCCAGUCCAUUUGAAAAUAUUCAUUUGUCUAUACGGUUUACAGGAAGAGGAGACUAUUAUGAACCUGCUCUUGUGCUGGAUAUAUAAAAUAUGCAUUUAAUAAUAAAAGUACCUUAUUUCAGACAUUCUUCUAACAACUGCAAUCCUAAUAACACCUUUUAACCACACGUUAAAUAACUGUAAUGGCCUUGAUAUCAACAUAGUUCAUAAUAAUGCCGAUGCAAGUAGCA